Messenger RNA from Mangifera indica (mango), 1415 nucleotides. RefSeq lists its product as uncharacterized. Bases 126 to 1169 code for a protein of 347 amino acids. The record is from RefSeq and is a predicted model, not a curated record. Lineage: Eukaryota; Viridiplantae; Streptophyta; Magnoliopsida; Sapindales; Anacardiaceae. The transcript is spliced from 13 exons. Gene Ontology annotation, cellular component: Mis6-Sim4 complex; kinetochore.
CCGAACAAGUUGUCGGGUCCUGAUUUGGCAGUUAUUACCCGACAUUGCGAACCCUAAUUGCCCAUUUCGAGUUCAUUGAUGACCAAAUUACAGCUGAGAGCUUGAGACUCCCUCUUUGUAAGCUAAUGGAGAGCGACCCUGAAGAGUCGCUGAAGAAAAAGCAAAGAAAGAACCCGUUUUUAGGAGAGAACUCAGCUCGCAAGCCAUUGGAACACUUCACAGUACGUUCGUAUCCUGUUAUGGGAGAAGUGAAUUUUAUGCAAGAGGAUGAUGUACGGUUGGAGACCUCACGAGCAAGAUUUUCAAAUGUGCUUAAGAGGCAUGGAGAAUUGGCAGAGCGGCUAUCUCGGGAUUCAGACAAGAUGAUAUUUGAGCGUCUCCAAAAGGAAUUUGAAGCUGCACGAGCUUCCCAAACCCAAGAGAUUUGUUUAGAUGGUGAACAAUGGAAUGACGGUCUAUUAGCUACAAUAAGAGAACGGGUUCAUAUGGAGGCUGACAGAAAGGCAUUGCCAGUGGACGCAAAUGUCCCUGCAGAUUCUGAUUUGCAGGAGAAAAUUACUUAUAAAGUUGGUAAUAAGGUAAUUUGUUGCUUGGAGGGUGCAAGAAUAGGCAUACAGUAUGAGACAUCUUUUGCAGGAGAACCUUGCGAGCUGUACCACUGUGUGCUCGAGAGCAAGUCAUUUCUUGAAAAGAUGACCGUUCUUGAACACACAAUUCCUUUCUUUCUACCAAUACGAGAAACAGAAAAUGAUCUUCUUUCCUCCAAUGCUAUGAGAUUCAUAGAUCAUAUUGGAGAACUUCUGCAAGCAUACGUAGAUAGACGAGAACAGGUUCGACUUAUUAAGGAAUUGUAUGGAAAUCAGAUUGGAGACCUGUAUCAUAGCCUUCCCUAUCACAUUAUUCAAUUUGCAGUAGAUGAUUCUGAUUGCAAGGUAACAGUGUCUCUUAGGUAUGCCGAUCUCAUCUCUGUACUUCCAAGUAGAGUCAGAGUCCUGGUAUGGCCAACGUCUCAAUUCAAGAAAGAUGGUAUAAACACCCCCUCUCCUGCUCGUCUAUCUUAUGCAGAAGAUGCAUUACGAACCAUGAGCUUACCAGAAGCAUUUGCAGAGAUCGUAUUGAAUCUGCCGCAAGCCCUUCAACAAAUAUUUCAGCAAGGAGGAUUGAGUUAGUGAUUCGCUUCUGAAAUUCGCUGGCUUUUUUGUGUAGCAUAUAUGAUUCACCUGGUCAGUUCAACUUUUUCUCAGAAAGUUGGUUUCAUCUUUGUGUAUAGAAGUAUGAUUAGUUGAUGAGGUUUUUACAUUAUUGGCAGCAUCUGCUUGUUGAGUUUUUUGUUAUAAACACUACAACCCCAAUCUUUUUCUCUGAAGCUUACAUGUUUUCAAUAAUGCUUGAAUUAUGGAGAAGCAAUUUCAUAA